Coccidioides posadasii C735 delta SOWgp is the source of this 5525-nucleotide messenger RNA. The record is from RefSeq and is a predicted model, not a curated record. Lineage: Eukaryota; Fungi; Ascomycota; Eurotiomycetes; Onygenales; Onygenaceae.
GCAAAGGAGCGCAAAAACAUAAAAAUAAAAACUAAAGUAUGAGGCCCAGCAACAACCACACCUCAUCAUCAUCAUCAUCAUCUGGCCAUGAUUCCAUCCUCCUUCCAUCCACAACCACCCCAUCUCCAUCUGCACCACGCCUGCGACCAUCUCUGCCAUCUCCCCAUCUCACAAUUGUAGUCCCAGACCAGCUCUUCCUCCUUACUCAGCUUGGUUCGUGGCCUGUACCCUCUCCUCAGCCAGGCAUGGUGGUUCACCUGUGAGGGUUUCUACUCUCUCUUCAUCCAACCUGUUUUCGCUGUGGAGCUCUUUUUUUUUUGUUUUGUGAAAAGCAAACUAGGGAAGCGGUAGAAACUCAUAACGCCUGAGAAUCACUUUUCUUGGGGGUGGGGGAAGCAAAUCGGACCGAAAGUGACGAGACACCCUCUUUUGUUGAACAUAGUCGUGAACGCGUCGCGAUGGCGGGAGUUCCGCCGUAUGGCAUGCACUCCCCCACACAGCAGCCUCGCUACCCAUCCUACUCUCCCUCAACGAGGGAUCGGCAGCCCUAUUCCGGCAAUGAUCCCUAUCAGCAUCCUCCCCGUACUCCGCCAAGCUUCGCGCCUCCAUCCUCCCUCUCCCGGAGUCCGCACUUCGCUCGUCCUCCAUCUCCGAUGAAUACGACCCUACCCCCGUUGAACGGGACAGUCGUCAACGCGGACGGCUCCCCGCCAUACCACGGCCAUUCCGGCUCAGCGACGUCAGGGUACACCCUGCCCAGGCCGUUUGGCGGAUCUCUGAUGUCGGCCACCUCUCAUUCGCCUCCGCCGUCCUACAGCCACGCGUCUGGCUCCCAUUCCCAUCCUUCAAACAUCCCCGAUUCAUUUUCACAGUCACCGAAGCGCGAAUCGGAGCCCUACGAUGUGAGGUCUGAUCGCACCGGCCCCGUAUCCCAGACUCCGGCGAGGCCCGCUUCUCCGAAGGAAUCGAAAUCCGCACGCUCAAACCCAAUGUCCUUCGCCAACAUCCUCUCCGGGCCAGCAGACGAACCGCCUCCCCGCAGGUCGUCACCACCGCCCCAAACGUAUAAAUCCAGCACUCUGCCUCCCAUCGCGCCUACGCCGAAAGUCGACAAGGAGCCGUUGUCCGAGCCGGAGAAGCGUCGCGGCAGCAGCCAUUACGAAACUGCUUACACCGAGAUGCCUCAUCGCCCGGCGAUGAACGGCUUCACGCCCGCAAAAUCACCCCUAGCUGCGAUGCCAUCUCCACUCUCAAAAUCGCGAAAGCUGGUUGACGAGGAAGAGAUCGAUAAAGUUUCUAGAGAAAAUAUCGCCAGGGCGCUGGAGCAAAUUGAUGCACUGGAUAAUAGCGACGUCGAGGCACCUGGUUUCGAACAGGAAUGGGAGCGAUACAUGGCGAAAAGUAGGAAACGGGCUCGAGAAUUAGAUGCUAUCGAAGGACGAAAGCGUAAGCGCCGCCGAACUGAAUUUCUGGGGAAACUUGCAAAAAUGUUUGAAAAGCAAGCACUUCAAGGGAUCGAGCGAUUCAACCGCAUCCACGAAGCUGAAGUGCAAAUGGAGGUGCAACAGAAAGAAAUACAAGAAGAGAAAGAGAGGAAGAAGGACAUGCAGAGGAAACGACGGCGCGAGAAUACUGUCCGCCAUGAGAUGGAGAAAUUGAACGCAGCGCAGAAGAAGGCCAAUAAGAUCGAGGAUGAGGCAGAGAAGCAGAAGCUGGCGAAGGAAAUUGCCAGGUCAAAGAAAAAGAUCAAAGAUACCACGCUUGCGCUGGAACGCGGUGAGGCCUCUCAGGAGAUCUCCGAAGUCAACCCCCUCGCUCCAAAUCUUGAAGGUGGCACCACAAGUUCAUUUCAUAUUCGCACAAAAUCCCCUCCUCCUCCAAAGAAAAGGGCCGCCAAGGGUACUUCUUCCAGACCCAGAAAGUCAAAGGAGAAGAAACAGGCUGAGAAGGACGCCGCAGAGGCGGCUUACGCUGCUAUGGAGAACGAAGACCUGAUUCCUCUGGCGCCAAAGGAAGAUCCCCGCAAGACAUCCUUGAAAAAGGAAUCGAAAGCUGCACGUUCCAAAGAACCCAGUCCCGUCCCUGCUACUCCAUACGACUCUAAGGGUUACAACCAGUUUUACGAACAGCUCUGGCGAGAUAUUGCCAGAAAGGAUAUCCCAAAAGUUUACCGGAUCAAGGUUGUAUCUCUCAGCACUCGCCAGGAGAACCUACGAAAGACCGCGCAACUGGCCGCUAAACAGGCUCGGAAAUGGCAGGAAAAGACAAACAGGAGCAUGAAGGACACUCAGGCGAGGGCGAAACGAACUAUGCGCGAGAUGAUGACCUUCUGGAGGCGAAACGAGCGCGAAGAACGUGAUAUGCGCCGCUUGGCCCAGCGACAAGAGCUCGAGUUGGCCAAGAAAGCGGAGGCGGAUCGCGAAGCGAACAGACAACGACGCAAGCUCAACUUCCUUAUCUCCCAGACCGAACUGUACUCUCACUUUAUUGGCCGAAAGAUCAAGACGGAUAAAGCGCAAGACAGUGGAGAUGCCACCACUACUGCUGCUAUCGAAGGAAACGGGGAAGGAAAGGUCCCUGAUAGUUUAGUCCCUCUCCCAGACGGUGGCGCGAAAGUCACCAGCUUCGAUGAUCUUGACUUUGACGCGGAAGACGAGACGGCUCUGAGGCAGGCCGCUAUGGCCAAUGCUCAAAGCGCUGUGCAGGAAGCCCAAGAUCGUGCCAGAGCUUUCAACGGCGAAGAAAAUAAGAUGGCCGAUUUCGAUGAGGGAGAGAUGAAUUUCCAGAAUCCUACCAGUCUCGGUGAUGUGGAAGUGUCCCAGCCAAAGAUGUUGACCUGCCAGCUGAAGGAGUAUCAGCUCAAGGGACUUAACUGGCUAGUCAAUCUUUACGAACAGGGCAUUAAUGGUAUCCUUGCCGAUGAAAUGGGUCUCGGGAAGACCGUGCAGUCAAUUUCAGUGAUGGCUUACCUCGCUGAAGUCCACGAUAUCUGGGGUCCAUUCCUCGUCGUUGCACCCUCUUCGACCUUGCACAAUUGGCAACAGGAAAUCGUAAAAUUCGUACCUGACCUGAAGGUGUUACCGUACUGGGGAUCAGCAAAGGAUCGGAAAGUUUUACGAAAGUUCUGGGAUCGCAGAAACAUCACAUACCGCAAGCAGUCGGAAUUCCAUGUCCUUGUGACGUCUUACCAAUUGGUCGUUGGCGAUGCUCAGUACUUCCAGAAGAUCAAAUGGCAAUAUAUGAUUCUGGACGAAGCCCAGGCCAUCAAGUCUUCUCAGAGCUCGCGAUGGAAGAGCCUUCUCGGAAUGCACUGCAGAAACAGACUUCUCCUCACUGGUACCCCGAUCCAGAACAACAUGCAGGAACUCUGGGCGUUACUUCACUUCAUCAUGCCGACCCUGUUUGAUUCUCACGACGAAUUCAGUGAAUGGUUCUCCAAGGAUAUUGAGAGCCAUGCCCAGAGUAACACGAAGCUCAAUGAGGAUCAACUUAAGCGGUUGCAUAUGAUUUUGAAGCCGUUCAUGCUUCGUCGUAUCAAGAAGCACGUGCAGAAGGAACUCGGUGAUAAGGUCGAAAAAGAUGUGUUCUGUGACCUUACCUAUCGCCAGCGGGCGUAUUAUACGAAUUUGCGAAACCGAGUUAGCAUCAUGGACCUCAUUGAGAAGGCCGCUAUUGGCGAUGACACGGAUAGCACCACUUUGAUGAACUUGGUGAUGCAGUUCAGGAAGGUAUGCAACCAUCCUGACCUGUUUGAGCGUGCUGAGACGACGUCCCCGUUCUCUGUGUGCUACUUCGCGGAAACUGCGUCCUUCGUCCGCGAGGGUCCGUUUGUUGAUGUUGGAUAUUCUACUCGUAACCUGGUUGAGUACGACCUGCCACGUCUGCUCUGUAGCCCGGAGGGUCGCUUGGAUGUUGCUGGGCCCGGGAAUAACAAGGCUGGUUUCGAAGGAAGGUAUCUUUCUCACUUGAUGAAUAUCUGGACUCCUGAAAAUAUCCGGGAGAGCAUGAGUCAUAACGACGCCUUCUCCUGGCUGCGCUUUGCGGACACGUCGGUUGGCGAGGCGUACGAAGUGUCGCACAAGGGUGUCUUCGAACGCGCGGUGAGAAGGCGCGAUUAUUCGAACCGUCUUUCGUUGUUGGAUGUCGCCUAUGAUGUCGAGGAUGGCGUCAAUAUCAAUUCGGUUCACGUCCACUCGCUUUUCAAUAUCGUUGAGCGUAACGACCGGCGAGCAUUGGCGGAUAUCACUGCCACUGGCUAUAUGCGUGAACUGCUCAAUGUUGCCAGCAAUGUCGCUGAAAGGGGCGGCAUUCGCACUAUCGAGCCCUGCGCUAAGCCUGGUGCUUCUGCACCCCCGAUUACAAUCUCCUGUUCGGGACAAGCUGCAAUUGCAGAGGCACGGGCAACUUUCUUCAAUACCGCUGUUCGCCAUGCGCUUUUCGCGGCUCCAACCAAGACUAUGGAGGAAGAGAUUCUAUCCAACAAGUUAGAUCCGGCGCCGUACUCUUUGCGCCCGUUGCUCCCGCAACCUGGCUCGAUGAAGGGACGGUACACGAAUAUCACUGUGCCGUCCAUGAGACGCUUCGUCACCGAUUCUGGAAAACUCGCCAAGUUGGACGAGCUCCUGCGUGAACUCAAGAAUGGAGGACACCGUGUACUGUUAUAUUUCCAGAUGACCCGCAUGAUUGACCUGAUGGAAGAGUACCUCACGUAUCGCAACUACAAGUAUUGCCGGCUUGAUGGGAGCACCAAGUUGGAGGAUCGUCGUGACACCGUCUCCGACUUCCAGCAGCGUCCGGAGAUCUUUGUAUUCCUGCUGUCGACGCGUGCCGGUGGUCUUGGUAUCAAUCUGACGGCGGCUGAUACCGUCAUCUUCUACGACUCCGAUUGGAAUCCGACGAUUGAUUCGCAGGCCAUGGAUCGAGCGCAUCGUCUGGGUCAGACGAAGCAAGUCACUGUCUACCGUCUCAUCACCCGAGGCACCAUCGAAGAACGCAUACGUAAACGGGCGUUGCAGAAGGAAGAAGUGCAGCGCGUCGUUAUCUCCGGUGGAGCCGCCGGCGGAGUGGACUUCAACGCUCGUAGCCGCGAGAACCGGACGAAGGACAUUGCUAUGUGGCUGGCGGACGAUGAGCAGGCCGAGAUACUGGAGCAGAAGGAGAAAGAGGCGCUUGAGAAAGGAGAAGAGCUUGGUACGAAGAAAGGGAGGAAGGCUGCGGGGAAGAGGAAGAGAGAUAUUACGUUGGAUGAUAUGUAUCAUGAAGGUAUGUACCUUUUUUUGGUUUUUGUCUACUUUUUUUAUGAGUAUGAUACGGAGCCAGUUGCUGACGACAGAUGUGCAGGGGAGGGACACUUUGAAGAUAAUAGCACCAAACCUUCUGGCGCGGCGACUCCCGUAUCCGGAGAUGUGUCUGGCGUACCGGGAGUCAAAGGUCGUCGCGGCCGCGGCGGUGGUGGUGUAGGCCGUUCGAAGAAAGCCAAGACGAUGAAAGAGAGACUGAGGCUGGUGGACGGCGAGGUCGAUUGA